This is a messenger RNA of Suillus paluster, 816 nucleotides long. RefSeq lists its product as uncharacterized. The transcript has 5 exons. The coding region runs from base 33 to 605 and encodes 190 amino acids. Lineage: Eukaryota; Fungi; Basidiomycota; Agaricomycetes; Boletales; Suillaceae. The record is from RefSeq and is a predicted model, not a curated record.
UUCUAUUACCCACCCACCCACCCCGCACCAUUAUGUCUGAUUCCCGUAGGCUUUUGGAAGCAGCAAACGCGCUUUCUCUCCUUCUGCGUCAGCACUCCAUUGCUCACGCCUUCCAUGGUAGCAUUGUCACUGCCGUGCUCGCUGACAAUCCCCGUUGCGAUGAAAUAUUCUGUAUCGUUGAGGGUGGUUCCACACACCCCUUCCGUCGAGUCAGGCAAGCCGUUGUGGGGAGUGAACACUUCACAACCACACAUUCGCCGUGGAGCAACCGCCUCCAUGCCACGUAUCGUCGGCUCAUCCCAGCUAUCGAGAUUGAGAUCCUGCCCGCUGGCGAGCAUGGACCCCGACGACUAGAUAGUUCCACUAUCAUGCAAUUACAAGGCAUCCCCUUUCUAACUCUGUCCGAGUUUGUUCGGGCAAAACUAAAGGCUUGGACAAUACGCGGUUCAGACCGUGAUGCUCAAGAUAUCAUUUACGCAUUGUGUCGUUACUGGAAUCGAUUGGAUAUCAAUCGCGUUCCUGAGCAAGAUAUGAACCACUUCGUAACUUGCCAUCGCCCUGCGGCUCUAUCCUGGGCAGCGCUGAAAAGAAAAUAUGGUUUGUGAGGGCGCCGGGGAAGCACGAGUCAGAAUGUGCGCCUAUCGGAUUAAUACUAAUUGCAAAAUGGGUCCAAAGGGGUAGGGGCUUUUCACCCAGAAGUGCAGCAUGUUGUAAUGUACCUUCGGAAUCGCACAAUUCCACGCGGUUAUGUCGCUGAGUCCAUUCUGGUCUUGCGGCCACACAAUUUUCAGAGUUUUCUGCUCCCGUAAGACUGAC